Molecule: messenger RNA, 1685 nt
Organism: Closterium sp. Naga37s-1
Lineage: Eukaryota; Viridiplantae; Streptophyta; Zygnematophyceae; Desmidiales; Closteriaceae
Source: the annotation of a GenBank genome assembly
GCAAACUUUCUUUCAGAGCAAGCACCGAGCUCCUAAGCGGCUCGUACUUCGGCAGCCGAAGCGCGCGCGAGAGCCUUCCGACGCUCAGCACCCAGAGCAGCAGCUUAUCAGAUCGAAGCCUAUCGACGCGCAGCGAGCCGGCGCUGAGCAGUGGCGGAGAGAUGGCGGAGCUCGAGCACCAGAGCUCCGCCAGCGGGAAGGCGCAAGCGGGGGGGGAGGCGGAGGGCGGAAAGACGGCGCAGCAGAAGCAGCAGUGGGGCGCGUGGCACGCGCAGGUGCAGCAGCUGUGGGGAAGCAGCAGCCAGCUGCUGGCGCGGUACACGAGCGGCGGAAAGGUGGCGUCUCUUGAGAACAACUGCGCCAUGCAGAGCGCGUGGAACCCCGUGGGCGCGCAAGGGGAAUCCGACCGACCACAGCACGUCGUGAUUUACAUCUGCGAAUCUGUCGAGACCUCCAAACCGUUACAAGCGGCAGCAGACGAGGAUCGAACGUUGCAGGAGGAGGAGAGAGUGAAAGGCGGGGGCGCAGAUGGGGAGAGAGAUGCCGGUGGGAAGGUAGAGGGGGGGAAAGCACCGAACCAGGCGAAAGCGGAGGUCGCGGAGCAGCAAGAGAAGGAGACGGAUAAGGAGGAGACGAAAUUGGAGGACGGGAAAGAAGGGAAAGAAGGAGAGGAGGAGGAGGGCGACGAUCCCGAGGUGGAGGCGGGCUUUAAGAUGUCGCGCGUGUGCGACCGGCUGGUGGACGUGUUCUGGGUGGAGAAGCCCGAGCCCGCGCAGUGGCGCCUGCUGCUCGCCUUCAGCGCCGAGUGGGCGCGCAUCCGCCCGCACUUCUUUGCGCGCGCCAAGCUGCGCGCGCGCGAUUUCGAGGAGCAGGGCAAGCCGGACAAGGCCGCGGAGCUGUAUAGGCUCGCGCGGAGGCUUAAAGAGGUGGACGACUCAAUGACGGCGCACAACGAGCUCUUCUCAUUGGUGGAGGAACACGAGGCGGAGGGCGCACUGGAGGGGCUGGUGGCGAGGCGGCGGAGGGACUUCACGGGGGAGUUCUUUGAGCAUCUGCAGAUCCUUUGCCAGGCUAACCAUGACAACCCGCAGCGGCAGGACGAGAUCGCAUCCCUGGCAGCCAAGUGCGUGACAGCGGUGGACAUUCACGACAAGGUGGAGGCGGAUGAGGUGGCAGUGGAAGCAGCACAGGCCAAGUUUGACGACAUCAUGGGCAGCGGCAGCCUGGCAGAGGCGUGUGGGAAGAUCGACCAGCUGGCAGCACGGCAGCAGCUGGACUCGACGCUCAUGCUCAUGAUCACCAAGGCGUGGGCUGCUGCCAAGGAGAGCAACAUGAUGAAAGAUGAGGUGAAGGACAUCAUGUAUCAUCUGUACAAGCAGGCGCAGAUCAACAUGCGCAUGCUCGUGCCCAAGGAGGUGCGCAUCCUGCGCCACGUACUCGCUAUAGACGACCCCCGCCAGCAGCUCACAGAGCUCACCAACGCAUUCUCGCCUGGAGGAGAACUUGAAGUGCAGAACGCUUCAGAAGACAUGCUCUACACAACUCCGGAGAAGCUUCUGGAGGUGAUAGAGCAAGUGCUGGAUGCGUACUAUGCUCAGCGCAGGCAGCAGAGCUCGCUGAUGAACCCAGCGGUGAUUGCCAGAAUGGAGGUGCUGAAAGACGUCAUAGUGGACCAGUUUAUGUAG